Messenger RNA from Vespula pensylvanica (western yellowjacket), 1914 nucleotides. RefSeq names its product rabenosyn-5 (gene Rbsn-5). NCBI's taxonomy places the organism in Eukaryota, Metazoa, Arthropoda, Insecta, Hymenoptera, Vespidae. The coding region runs from base 278 to 1795 and encodes 505 amino acids. The record is from RefSeq and is a predicted model, not a curated record. Gene Ontology annotation, molecular function: metal ion binding. The transcript is spliced from 7 exons.
AAUUGAAAAUGAACUGUACAUUAUUAACUUUCAAUUUACUUAAUGUUUACCGAAUGAUAUAUUCUAUAUAAUUAUUAAAGUAGAUUAAAGAAUUGUAUCAAAGUAUUGUAUUUUUAAUAUUUCUAUUAAUUGAUCGAAUCAAUAUGGCUGUUCGUAGUAUACACAUGUAAGUUUUCUUUCGAUAAAGUGUAGAACCGCCUACAAUUGAACGUUUUAAUAGUAUUUCUUAUCGAAAACAAAGCCCCUUGUAUCAGAUAAAUAUCUUUUCCCUUUAAACAUGGCUGGAAAUGUACAAGUGUUAGAAGGAUUUAUAUGUCCCAUAUGCAUGCUCGAUUUUAAAGCACCAGAUCAGUUACUUAAACACUUCGAAGAAUGUCAUAAUGAUGAUUCAGAAUUUCUUAAAUGUUUUAAAGAUUUAAUUGACAGGGCUAAGAAAAAAAUUUUAAAACAAGAUGAAAUACCAGAAGUUUUUGCCUGUGCAACAAAUAAUGAAGAACACAAGUUAGAAAUCAGCAGGGAACAACAAGAAACAGGUGUAACUAAAUCGCACACGAAAUAUUUCAAAGAAAUAAGACACAAGAGAUUAGAGCGUUAUGCAUCAGAAACAAACAAAUUACUAAUAAGAUUGAAUAAACUAUUAAAUAAUUUGCCAUCUGAUCCAGUCAGUAGAAAAAGACACGAACAAGAUAUAGUGCCAUGGAUAGAUGAAAGAGACGUCAAGUUGUGUCCUACUUGUGCUAAAAGCUUUAAUGUUGCUAGAAGAAAACAUCAUUGUAGACUUUGUGGAGCUAUCAUGUGUAAUAAUUGUACUCUUCAUUUGUCACUAUUGGAUGCUCGAAAAAUGAUAAGCCCUGUUUCUAUACAGGAUGAUUCUGCUGUUUCUCCAACAUCCUCUGUAAAAGAUUUUUCAAAACGUGUAUUAAACGCAGGUAUAGGACUUACAAAAUUGGCAAGAUCUCCAUCAAGUAGUAGCUUGAAUAGCGUUUUAGCUUUAGUCAACGAUUCUACUAGUACAGAACAGUACUUUAAAAUCUGUACGCAUUGUAUGAAUUUACUUGAUGCUAAAGAAAAGCAGAAAGAAAAACGAUUUCAUAAACCAAUAGUAUGCCAAUUUUAUCAAAAAAUGAAAUCACACAUGGAAGAAACUACACAGAUACUGGCAAUGUAUAAUAAAAUGAGCGAAUCUUUGAGAGAAGGAGAGUCUACUUAUGACUUACAAGAUGCUCAAACAUUACGUCUUAAGAUUGCAAAAUUGGGCGAAAAUAUAGAUACAAUUAGUAAAACAAUUUUAGUUCUUGGUACAAGAGAUGUGGAAAAUUCGCCUCAAGGGCAAGAACUUAGAUUGCAUCAAAUGGUUAGGACGAGUGCAAUGAUAUUUUUAAGAGAACAAUUACUAUCGAUACAAUCGUUGCCUUCGAUAGAAGAAUAUGCUACAUUACAAAAAGAACGUCAAGAACGAAUAGAACGUAAGGCUGAUUAUGAACAGAGAUUGCAAGAACAGAGGUGGAAAUCGAAAGAACAGUAUAAGAAAGACACCCGAAACUUGGAAAGUUAUCUACUUGUAAAAGAAAACCAACAAGAAAAGGUUUUGGAACAAGGUUGGAGUCCAUCUAAUAAUACUCCUAUGAUGUCUUCUUCUAUGAAUCCGUUCAUUGAACAAAUGAAUAAUUUAAGGACAUAUAUAAAACAAGCUAAAGCAGAUGGUAAAUUUGAUGAAGCAUCUAUCCUAGAAAGUAAUCUUAAAGAAUUGCAAAGUUUCUAUUUUGUUACAAAGGAAAGUAAUAAUACCGAAUAAUAAAGAAAACCUAUAACGUUCCUAAGACAAACUUUGAAGUAAUCCUCUAUGUGAUGUGUUUUAUAUAUUAUGAAUUGUUCGUUACAUUAGUAAAGUAAAAUAUACGUAAUAUGAAAGAA